Messenger RNA from Aegilops tauschii subsp. strangulata, 1070 nucleotides. RefSeq names its product ras-related protein Rab7. Gene Ontology annotation, cellular component: vacuolar membrane. Lineage: Eukaryota; Viridiplantae; Streptophyta; Magnoliopsida; Poales; Poaceae. Gene Ontology annotation, molecular function: GTP binding; GTPase activity. The record is from RefSeq and is a predicted model, not a curated record.
UACUCCCGGAAAGCUUCCAGUCAAACGGGAGCAGAUGCUACGCGUCCCAUCCCUGUGGUCUGUCCUGUUGCCAAACGCACCCUUGUUCCCCGCCUGCGACGGCAAGGCAGCAAACGCGAUUACGCAAGCUUAGGUUUCGUCUCUCCUUCCUCUGUCCCCGCCCCACCUCGUGCCCCACCCUACCUCCGGCGCGCGACGAGCGCGAGCAAGAGCGCUUGGUAGAUAGAUCCCGAUGGCCUCGCGACGCCGCACGCUCCUCAAGGUCAUCAUCCUCGGCGACAGCGGGGUCGGGAAGACGUCCUUGAUGAACCAAUAUGUGAACAAGAAGUUCAGUAACCAGUACAAGGCCACCAUCGGCGCGGAUUUCCUCACGAAGGAGGUGCAAUACGAGGACAGGCUCUUCACUCUGCAGAUAUGGGAUACUGCUGGACAGGAAAGGUUUCAGAGUCUUGGUGUUGCAUUCUACCGUGGAGCAGACUGUUGCGUUCUAGUUUAUGAUGUCAAUUCAAUGAAAUCAUUUGAUAAUCUGAACAACUGGCGCGAAGAAUUUCUGAUCCAGGCUAGUCCGUCUGAUCCUGAUAACUUCCCUUUUGUUCUGCUGGGAAACAAAGUUGAUAUUGAUGGUGGCAACAGCCGCGUGGUCUCUGAGAAGAAGGCGAAGGCUUGGUGCGCCUCAAAAGGCAACAUCCCUUACUUUGAGACAUCUGCGAAAGAAGGAACAAAUGUAGAAGAUGCUUUUCAGUGCAUUGUAAAGGAUGCUCUGAAGAAUGAACCAGAAGAAGAAUUGUACAUUCCUGACACUGUCGAUGUGGUGGGUGGCAACCGCACCCAAAGAUCAUCAGGCUGCUGUUAAGCACGCCAUGGCCGUAGCAACCAUUGAACAUGCAGUCUUUCGUGCCUGUAUAAUAUCAUGUUAUUCUGUAUUUCAUUUGUUACUUGACCAGUCACCCCUUCGGUACGAAAUCAAGGAUCGAUGAUCUGUCCUGUUCUGUCUGUCAUCUUGUAUGUUGUGUGAUUUGUUGUGAAUACGGCGGAAUGAAUAAUAUUGUCCGGACAAUGGUUCCUCCGUC